This is a messenger RNA of Monoraphidium neglectum, 3201 nucleotides long. RefSeq lists its product as hypothetical. The record is from RefSeq and is a predicted model, not a curated record. Lineage: Eukaryota; Viridiplantae; Chlorophyta; Chlorophyceae; Sphaeropleales; Selenastraceae. Gene Ontology annotation, molecular function: calcium ion binding. The coding region runs from base 1 to 3201 and encodes 1066 amino acids. The transcript is spliced from 19 exons.
AUGCCAAACUGCAGCGCCUACACCAUCAAUGCUGGCGCUGACAUCACUGUUGGGACCGAGACCGUCACCGGGAAGGGCUCUGCUGACAUCAAUCUCUCCCUGGGCGGCUACACCGCCAGUGACAUCACCACCAACAGCAGCAGCUGCACCUUCAAGGCCGGCACCACCUGGACCUGCAGCAACCUGGUUCCUGGGGUGCACAUUGUCGCAUUCGCCGCGAACAAGGAUGGCUGCCAGACCAUAGACGUCGUCAAGAUCUCUGUGACAAACUGCAGCGCCUACAUCAUCGAUGCCGGCGCUGAUGUCGCUGUUGGGGCUGAGACCGCCACGGGAAAGGGCACUUCUGACAUCAGCCUGUCCCUGGGCAGCUACACCGCCAGUGACAUCACCACGAACAGCACCCGCUGCAUCUUCAAGGCCGGCACUACUUGGACGUGCAGCGGCCUGGAUACUGGUGACACCACCGUCACGUUUGCAGGCACCAAGGACGGCUGCCAGACCGCAGACGCCGUCAAAAUUUCUGUGUCAAACUGCAGCAUUUACACCAUCAAUGCCGGCGCUGACAUCACUGUUGGGACCGAUGCUGUCACGGGCAAGGGCACUGCUGACAUCAAUCUCUCCCUAGCCAGCUACAUCGCCAGUGACAUCACCACCAACAGCAGCAGCUGCACCUUCAAGGCCGGCACCACCUGGACCUGCAGCGGCUUGGACACCGGUGACACCAGCGUCAGUUUUGCUGCCAACAAGGCCGAUUGCAGCGUCUACACCAUCGACGCCGGCGCUGAUGUGACUGUUGGGACCGACAGCAUCACUGGGAAAGGCACAGCUGACAUCACACUCUCUUUGGGCAGCUACGCCGCCAGUGACAUCACAAUCAACAACACAAAUUGCAUUUUUAAGAAUGGCAACACUUGGACCUGCAGUAACCUCGUUUCUGGUGACACCACCGUUGCGUUCGCCGCCAUCAAAGCCGGCUGCCAGAGCACAGAUACCAUCAAAGUUUUCGUUUCAGACUGCAGCGCCUACACCAUUGAUGCUGGCGCUGACGUCGUUGUUGGGGCUGACGCCGUCACGGGAAGGGGCGCUGCCGACGUCAGUCUCUCCCUGGGCGGCUACACCGCCAGCGACAUCACCACCAACAGCAACCGCUGCACCUUCAAGGCCGGCACCACCUGGACAUGCAGCGGCCUGGACCCUGGUGACACCACCGUCACGUUUGCCGCCAACAAGGCCGGCUGCCUGCACUCAGAUUCUGUCAAGAUCACUGUGACAAACUGCAGCGCAUACACCAUCAACGCCGGCGCUGCUAUCACGGUCGGGACCGAUGCUCUCACGGGCAAGGGCACUGCUGACAUCAGUCUCUCCCUGGGCAGCUACACUGCCAGCGACAUCACCACCAACAGCACCCGCUGCACGUUCAAGGCCGGCACCACCUGGGCCUGCAGCGGCUUGGACACCGGUGACACCAGCGUCACAUUUGCCGCCAACAAGGCCGACUGCAGCGCAUACACCAUCAAUGCUGGCGCCGACAUCACCGUUGGGCCAGACAGCAUCACUGGGAAGGGCACUGCUGACAUCAGUCUGUCUUUGGGCGGCUACACCGCCAGCGACAUCACCACCAACAGCAGCACCUGCACCUUCAAGGCCGGCACCACUUGGACCUGCAGUGGCCUGGACACUGGUGACACCACCGUCACGUUUUCUGGCAACAAGGCUGGCUGCGGCGCCUAUAUCCUAAAUGCCAGCGCUGAUGCCGUUGUCGAGGCGGACAGCACCACAGGAAAGGGCACUGCCGACAUCAAUCUCUCCCUGGGCAGCUAUACUGCAAGUGACAUCACCACCAACAGCAGCAGCUGCACUUUCAAGGCUGGCACCACCUGGACCUGCAGUAGCCUGGACACUGGUGACACCACCGUCAAGUUUGCUGCCAACAAGGCUGACUGUGGCCUCUACACCAUCAAUGCUGGCGCUGACAAGAGUGUACAAGCCGAUUCUGUGACCCAGCUCGGCAAAGCUGACAUCAUCUUCGACCUUGGAACCUUCUCCAUCGGAGAUGUCACCUCGGACUGGGCCAAUUGCACAGUGAAGACGGGCACAACCCUCACCUGCAGCGCUCUGCCCGUUGGCGUCGGCACCAUCCAAUUCCAGGCCACCAAGGGCGGCUGCACCAAGGUUGACAGCGUUGCAAUCACCGUGUCCAAAGACAUUGACGAGUGCGCAUUGACGACCCCUGCAUGUAGCACCAAUGCUGACUGCGCUAACACUGCGGGCAGCUACACCUGCACCUGCAAGGACGGCUAUCAGGGCAAUGGGAAGACCUGUGAUGGUAAGACGCGCGAGGUGUCACGCCACAGGGUGCUGCUGGCGCUGGCUGGGCGCCACCUGCUGAGCACCACUGUCCUUGACGCCUGGGCGGUCACUGGAGCUGUUGUCACCCAGGCGCUGGGCAUCCCCGCCACCACGCGCAUCCAGCUAGUUGUGGACGGCGCCACGGCUGCGCCACCCAGCGUCGUGAUCAGCCAGGGCUCGGUGCUGAAGGUGGCCCUUGGGUUGGACGCCAAAUCGGGCCUGCUGGGCCUGGCUGACCCUACAAGUACCGCCACCAAGCAAAGCAAAGUGGUCUUUGUUGUCACGGCGGUGGCAAAACAGAUGUGCCUCACCAGGAGAAUACCUGCUGCGGCGAGCAACUGCCUCAACUGGGAGCCAUACAUCGCCACCAAGCCCCUCAAGUUCAUCGUGGAGGGCCAGCGCACAGUGACUGCCUUCUUCCGAAAUUCCUCAGCAGACAAACAGCCCUGGGGCCCGGCGAGCGCAACGUUUUUGUUCGACAAGACGGCGCCGAAAAUGGCUGCAAACCUCAUCAACCUGGGUGCCAAGUUCAGUGGCGGGAGCGGCACUGGCGACCUUACUGUCACGUUCAACGCGGCCGCAACGGACAACCCCACAAGCAAGGUCAAGGGCUCAGGCGUGAAAGACUAUAUCCUGGUGUACAGCUCGGCAGGCGUUGUGCCGCCAUCCAAGUGCGCUGUCUCGUCCACGGUGGCCAGCCUGCCCAUCACCUACUCGGCCGACGGCAAGUCUGGCGCGGCGGUGGUGGCAGCAGUUGCUGCUGCCAACGUCAAUAAGUACAGGUUCAGGCUCUGUGCGCGUGACAAUGUUGGGUUGGUUGCAUCCGGCCUGACCCUGGUGGCUAAGCCCUGA